This is a messenger RNA of Zophobas morio, 5012 nucleotides long. RefSeq names its product probable nuclear hormone receptor HR3 (gene Hr3). Gene Ontology annotation, cellular component: nucleus. NCBI's taxonomy places the organism in Eukaryota, Metazoa, Arthropoda, Insecta, Coleoptera, Tenebrionidae. The record is from RefSeq and is a predicted model, not a curated record. Gene Ontology annotation, molecular function: nuclear receptor activity; RNA polymerase II cis-regulatory region sequence-specific DNA binding; zinc ion binding. Bases 1256 to 3106 code for a protein of 616 amino acids. The transcript has 10 exons. Gene Ontology annotation, biological process: regulation of transcription by RNA polymerase II.
GAUAAGGAGGGAAGGCUCCCGGCCGGUCGGCGCUCGGAGUGAAUUCCCAUAUUACUACACAGAUACAUGGACAAUUUGCUAGGGCAGACUUUCUUAAAAAAUGUCCAAAAUGUGUGCCGCUUUGACGCAAGGAAGCACCGGCCGAGGCGCAGCGGGCAGAAUCGCGCAGUGCUGUGUUUCGUAAAAAUCCCGUUCGCACCUUCAAGGUGGUCGUUUUUCCCAGUCGUUUUUUGUGAAGUGAGUGACAGUUACCUGCAGCAACCCGUGCGACGUCCAGUGCGCGAUUUUCCGGAAAAGCAGUGAAAUCCAGUGUUUCGCAACACGCGCUCUCGCCGAAACCCAAGUGAAACUCGAGUAAUUAUGAAAUGGGAUUUGGGACCGCGGUUGGAGUCUCUGUUUACGCUUUUCGAGAGGGCGACGUCUGAUUAGAAAAAAUUCCGCGCGUGCAGUCAAAUUUUAAUGAUUAAUAAUAAUGUUGUUGUUUUAUCACAAUCGGUCGUUCACACCCGCGUAAAAAUAGACGUAUGCGCAACAUUGUCUUGGGCAUUUUUCCGUGGUCAUUUUUCGGAAUCCUCCUGUAUUAACGAUCGCAUCUCUCGCUCAACCAUAUUCGGCGGUGAACAACCUAGAGUUCAAUGGCUUGCCGCGCCUCCAAACACAACCGUCGUACUUUAUGCUGGUUUCGACUAAACAAAUCGCGUUGAUGUGCCGCCCUCUUCGAAUUUCGCCCCGACUCGAAAAAAUUUUCGCCGAUCGACGAAAUCGGCCCGAUUCUUUUUUGUUUCGUGAAGCAGUGACAUUGUGGGGUCGUUGACCCCGCGCAGCCAGAUUUUACUUUGUUGAAUUUACCAAUGACCCCUCGUUCAGCGCCUUAUCAGGCUACUACUGAGUAAGGCUCAUGUAUGAACUAUCCCAAAUUGAUUAGCACCAACCUGUGUGAAGAGAGCGGCACGGUCAGAAUGAACCCGAAACUUGCGGUGGUUCAUUCUGAUGUGUAAAAACGUGAUCAAUCUCCCUCGUCCGUGUCUUCUCUAGUUUCAGGUCUCUAGCAUGGAAAUCGACGUUUUCAAAGAUGACCUUAAACUGUACCAUCGAUCUUGCGUCAAAUAAACGACACUUUUCGUACGAAUUUUAAAGUUUAUCGUGUGUGAUUGGGGAUUGUCGUGUGGCCUUUUUGGCUGCGCCAUGCUCCGCACUUCUGGAACGUUUCAAAGUGCAAGUGAUCGAACGUUUUUAGUGGUUUUGUUACUUUACAAUGGACAAUUUUCAAGAGCUGUUCGCUGGUGGGGAAACUUGGCCGUCCGAAUCAAGGGAUAUUAGAACUGAUAACAUUUCUUCUACGGAUUCACCUACCCCACCGCCCCAAAUCGACGACAAGGAUGACAAGAAAAGCGCCAAUUCCAUCAGAGCACAAAUCGAGAUAAUCCCGUGCAAAGUAUGUGGGGACAAGAGCAGCGGUGUUCACUAUGGUGUCAUUACUUGCGAAGGUUGUAAGGGGUUUUUCCGAAGAUCCCAAAGUUCUGUUGUAAACUAUCAGUGUCCUAGAAAUAAAAACUGUGUCGUCGACAGGGUAAAUAGGAAUCGAUGUCAAUACUGCCGACUACAAAAAUGUCUUCGACUGGGAAUGAGCCGAGACGCUGUAAAAUUCGGCAGGAUGUCGAAGAAACAGCGGGAGAAAGUGGAAGACGAAGUUAGGUUUCAUAGGGCACAACUGAGGGCGCAGAGCGACUCCGCACCUGACAGUUCAGUGUUUGAACAGCAGACACCCUCGAGUAGUGAUCAGCUACAUCAUAGUUAUAACGGCGGGUAUACGUAUAACAGCGAUGUCAGCGCAUACACACCAGCCUACUACACGAAUACAACCCAAGUCCAAGCGAAUUCGAUGGGUUACGACAUCUCGGCAGAUUACGUGGAUAGUACAACGGCGUACGACCCAAGGCCGGGCCUGGACGCCCUAAACGACACGGGAAGUUUAAUGGCCAACGUAGUAACAACAGGGAAUACUAACACAAAUAGCGGUGAAGGUGGUGGUGGCGGCGGUGGUGGUGGCGGUGGUGGUGGUGGCGGUGGUGGUGGUGGUGGUGGCGGCAAACAAACUGCGCUGUCCAUGUCCGACUCUCGUUCUUUUAAAAGAGUCAGUCAGAGCUCCUCCACGACAAUGUCUGGAGGAUCGGUGGUGUCGGUGAAGCAGGAGGUGGCUGUGGAUACUUUGGUACCCAGUUAUGUAGAUAGCACCACUUUCGUUCAUUCUCCUACAGUACAACAGACUAACACAGUUAGGCAACAGACCAGUUCACAAAAUGUACAGCAGAGAAGUGGGGACGAUUGUGAACCUGUCACUUUGCCUAAUCCAAGUCAGAUAUCGGAACUAUUAUCGAAGACAAUAUCAGACGCACACACACGUACUUGUUUAUAUACCCUGGAACAUAUUCACGAGAUGUUCAGGAAACCCCAUGAUCUCUCCCGACUUUUGUACUAUAAGAACAUGGCCCAUGAGGAAUUGUGGCUCGAAUGUGCCCAAAAACUCACCACAAUCAUACAGCAGAUCAUCGAAUUUGCUAAAAUGGUACCUGGAUUUAUGAAGCUGUCGCAAGAUGAUCAAAUCGUCUUGUUGAAAGCAGGUAGUUUUGAGCUGGCAAUAAUUCGAAUGUCUCGCUACCUGGAUCUAUCCCAAAACUGUGUUCUUUACGGCGACACCAUGCUCCCUCAGGACGCCUUCUUUACAUCGGACACCGCAGAGAUGAAGUUGGUCACGUGUGUUUUCGAGGUUUCCAAAAGCAUAGCAGAGCUGAAACUCACGGAAACGGAGCUGGCUCUGUAUUCAGCUUGCGUCUUGCUCUCUCCAGAUCGACCGGGUCUGAAAGGAAUCGGCGAAAUCAGUCGACUCAGCCAAGCUGUCGUGAGAGCUUUAAGACUUGAGCUGGACAGAAACCACAGUUUACCCAUAAAAGGGGAUGUUACUGUUUGUGAUGCCUUGCUUACGAAAAUAAAUUCAUUAAGGGAGAUAAGUAUGCUACAUAUGGAUGCAUUAGGAAAACUCAAAAGAUCUGCGCCACAUCUUGAGUUUCCUGCGCUACACAAGGAGUUGUUUAGCGUGGACAGUUGAGAAACUUCUGCAGAAUCUUCUGAUUUGUAGCAGCAUAGCUACUAUUCCUUCAUACUGAAUGUAUCGGCCUUAAAUACAUAAAUAAUAUAAAAUAUAAUUUCGUUAUAAUGAGAUAAAAAUUUAUUGUUGUGACAUAGAAAUAAAGAACCGCAGAUCUCUAAGUAUUAUUUAAAAAACUGCAAAAGCUCUAGAAGCCGGGCCCUGAUUUCAAAGUACAACUUAUUGUUUGUUGUUUGUUAUUAUAUCUAUGCAGUGUGUUAUAUAUGGUUCUGAAUCCUAGGUGCUGAUAAAAUCGAUUGGUAUAUUUUUUGCGGUUUUUUAAAUGAGAUAUUUACGUAUCGUAAUCUGCCACUUAACGUAACACGCUAAUUACACGUAAGAUUAAAGUUAUACACUAUUGAUAUAUAAUAUAUAACCAACAAGUUACAAGGCAGUAAGACUCUGUUUUAGUUAUGUAUUGAGAAUAAUAAUUAGACUGCGUUUAUAUACGUAAGUAUACUGAAAUCACUUUAGUUGGUAGCGUUGAAAUAGCAGAUUUUUACAAAUACAUAAUAGACAAGACUGUAUGCUUACAAGUGAGUUUCUACUGGUUUUUAACUUGUUGUUUUUUAGUUAAGUUUUACUUGGUGACACAUGGUUUUAUAAAAAUAUAUAUAAAAGAGAUGUAUAUGUAUAAAGUAUAUGAAAUAGUAUAUAGAGUAUUUAUGAAAUAGAACUAUAUCUGAUUCUUAUUUUACUUGUUUUGUUUUAUUAUGGAUUCGAAUUUGCAUUUUUUUCCAUAAUAAAAUGAAAGUUUGCGAACGUGAUAACAAACUUUUUUUCAGCUUUUACGAUUUAUAGAUUUGUUAGAAUUGCAAGGAAAUUACACGAACACAGCUAAUACUUCGAUCUGCAGCUACUUGCCUCUCUCAUCAUUUUUUGAAAGUGAAGUCAAAAUUGACGUAUGUUUAUGUAAUUUCCCGUCUAAAAUGCCAGAAUGAAUAGUUCUAAUUUUUAAGUUAGUUUUUAAAUGCUUGUCCAUGUUAACCAUUGUUAAAUCCGAUUUUAACUUUAGUGGUCCAACCCAGUGUUAUAAAACUAUUUAUCGUUAAUGUAGUAACUUUCUAGGUGUAAAAGAACCUAACAUCACAUCUGUGAAAAUUGUGUUGUCUUGUAUUAUAGAGAUUUUUAUAUUUUAUUAUUUAAUGUAGUUCUUUUUGACAAUGGUUAACAUCUGUAACGAGAGGCUAUUGGUUAUUUUUGUAUCUAACGAACCAUGUAAUUUUAGAAAUUACUAUUUUUCGGAGAUUACUAUAAAGACAUGGCUGUGUUACAUACAUGAUAACAAUAUUACGAAAUGUAAUUUGCCUUUUUAUGUUAACUUUUUGUUAAAUAAAGAAAUUACAAUCUUCCACAAUAUUUUAUUUAAAGAUACAAUAUUUUUGCAUACAUAUCAUUCAUUCCGCGCUAAUUUUUACUACUUUAUUCGUAUUUUAUUUAACGCAAAGUUAACAAAGCGGCGAGUUACAGUUACGUAGUAUAAUAGCCAGUUUUGUAAAUGAGGGUUGGCAGAGGGUAAUGGUAUAGCUAUUGUUAAACGAUUAUAUUGAUUAAAAUGUUUAAAAAACAUGUACCUUGGGCUACAAAACUGUACAUUAUCUUAAUUUAUUAGAACCUUUAUACUGCUGGUGAAAUUUUUAGUGUAGAUGUUGCUAACAUUUUGUUUAUAUUAUAUAUAUUUUAUUUCUGUUGGUCCUUGACAAUUAUUACAUUUUGUUAAUAUUUUUGUUAUUUUAUUUUCCUCCUAAUAAUCUCUUUCUCUAGUUGUAUAGUUUUCUUCAGCUAAGUGCAAUUUCACAACAAAAAUAUUAUCGAAACGUAAUAAAUUGUUCGUGACACCAGUAGAAAUUAUAUAUAUUUUUUUGUA